AAUGUGCCUCAGCCUUCGUCGUUCCCGCCAAGCACGAGGUCCCAUGAUCCCAUUCCGACAAAUUGACGUAAUGACUAGCUUAUGAUUAGGUCCAUAGAUGUUUGACAGUCUGUCCUUUUCAGACACCGUUCCCCUACAAAUCCCAGAGCUCGUCAGUUUAAAAGCCUAGACUCGCGAAGCACCAGCGCGAUGCUGGUGCGCAGAUCAGUGAUGCGCCAAAAGAAUACCGUGCCGCGUUACGUCAUGUGCUCAGCUGUCCGCCACGUCACGUUUUCUAUCACCAUGACGCGAUGCUAUCACGUGUCGUCCACUGGAUUUCUCCGACUCAUUCGUCCCAUCCCAUCCCAUCCAUCCCAUCCCAUCCCAUCCCAUCCCAUCCCAUCCCAUCCCAUCUAACCCACCCCAUCCCAUCCCCCAUC
Messenger RNA from Closterium sp. NIES-67, 419 nucleotides. The record is from the annotation of a GenBank genome assembly. Lineage: Eukaryota; Viridiplantae; Streptophyta; Zygnematophyceae; Desmidiales; Closteriaceae.